This is a messenger RNA of Saccostrea cuccullata (small rock oyster), 6174 nucleotides long. Its product is annotated as inactive ubiquitin carboxyl-terminal hydrolase 53-like. The transcript is spliced from 18 exons. The record is from RefSeq and is a predicted model, not a curated record. Bases 199 to 5172 code for a protein of 1657 amino acids. NCBI's taxonomy places the organism in Eukaryota, Metazoa, Mollusca, Bivalvia, Ostreida, Ostreidae. Gene Ontology annotation, molecular function: cysteine-type deubiquitinase activity. Gene Ontology annotation, biological process: protein deubiquitination.
CACUCCGCUACUAUUGACAAGAAUAUGGCGACCUGAUAGCGCCGCUUGUGUUGUUCCCCGUGGAUUUUUACCUGUGUUUGGAUUUUUACAUUUGUGAACAAUUUUUACUUUUAACCAUAUUGAAGAGGAUUUUUUAACAAAAUAAGAUUUUAGAUAUAAAAGAAUGGAGAUGUCAUCAAUUUUGAAGUGAAUAUAACAAUGGAUGCCCCAAAGUCAUUUCCCCCUGGGAACCGUCCCCAGAAUCAUAAUCAUCUCCCACCCCCCACUAACUGGUAUGACACGCUGGACAGGAAUGUCAACAUAUCCCUCAGCUCCAAAGGUCUGCGCAACGCUCCUGGUGAAAACAACUGCUUCCUCAACAGUGCUGUUCAGGUUUUCUGGCAUUUAGAUGUGUUUCGUCGAAGUUACCGAAGACUCUCGGGUCAUUUAUGCAUGGGAAAUUCAUGCAUCUUCUGUGCCCUAAAGGUGAUUUUUACCCAGUUUCAAUACAGUGACCAAGCAUCACUGCCUCCUGAUGCCCUCCGCAGGGCUUUGGCCGAUUCCUUCACAAACCAGCAGCGCUUCCAGCUGGGACACAUGGACGAUGCUGCUGAAUGUUUUGAAAAUAUUUUGAGGAGGAUCCAUUUUCACGUGGCCAAUGCGUAUCAUGAGGACUCAUGUUCGGCCCCUCAUUGUUUGAGCCACCAGAAGUUCACCAUGACCAUUUUUGAUCAGUUGGUUUGUGUCUGCGGUGCAAGUUCAGAGCCCCUGAGGUUUCACGAGACGGUUCAUUACAUUACGACAAACGCUCUAGUGUCGCAGUAUCGAUCCAUGCAAGAGACCGGGGACUUGAUACAUAACGACCGCUUUGGACUCUUGCUCAGGAACGGAUGUGCACAAGGCGAUAUCAGAGACUGCCCGGACAACUGCGGAAAGCGUGUGCAGAUAAGGAAGACUCUGCUUAAUUCCCCUGAUGUUGUGAGUAUUGGACUUGUAUGGGAUUCCGAGAGACCAGAAACUUCAACCAUCACAGAUGUCUGCCGCUGCAUCGGAACGACAAUUUUACUGCAAGAUCUCUUUCACUCUGUGAUGUGUAAAGAUGUCACCAAGUUGCCACGGUUACAAUUGUCUGCUGUUGUCUGUUACUAUGGAAAACAUUAUUCCACUUUUGUUUACGACACAAAGUCCAGUAUUUGGAAAUACUUUGAUGAUGCUACAGUAACCGAAAUUGGACCAAAGUGGGAACACGUCGUUGAUAAAUGUUCACGAGGGCGCUAUCAACCGCUACUGUUACUCUACACAAACCCCAACGCUAGUCCCAUCUCAACCGAUACCGCUCCCAAGAAAAGAGUUAUGGCCCCUGGUUUUGGGACGCCCACCAAAGGUGUGACUGAGAAGGAGAGUCGGCCAGAAGGAGGCAAACAGUCACGGUCCAAGUCCUCGUCCAUCGUGUCUCAGACCAGUGACCAGAUCAAUCCUAACAACCCCAGGGUCCACAAUCCCGACCAGUAUUCACCUGACGCAGACGGACCCAAACAACCCAGCUCCGAGCACAGAAGGCAGCCUAGUUUUCUAAUCGCAAUAACAGGGAAGAACGGGAAAAAGGUUAAUUCGGAGUAUGCCAUACCAGUGUCUAAUGCACCAAUCAAACAGCCUCUUCCUGGAGGUCAAGUGAAGUCGGAGCAGGCUUAUCACCCUGACAACCGGUCAGUGUCACAGAGAGGCUUUGUCCAGCAUGAGGUCAUAGAGGAGGAUCAGGUGGAUGGAUAUACUCUGUCCAAUAGUGACCAGUAUAGGCGUCCAGCACUUAAUGCUCCAGAGGGAAAUUCCAAGUAUUCAGCAUUGAACUUUAACAGGGUCAGUGAAGUCCAGAGAAAAGAGAGCCUGAAGAAAGGAAAGGGUAAAGUAGGAGUAGAUGUGAUUCGAUAUCAGAUAGACCCCCAGAGGUCGUCUUCUGAUUCUGACUCGCAAGGAUACAGUGAUACUGGUGCGUCUACCCCACCCUCCCUCCCACCCAAAAGACUGACCCAUUCUCAGAGUUACGAGGAGUCCCCUGCUAAUCUCUCAGCAGACCACAUUGAUGUUAGGCAGCAUGUAGUGAUGAAACCCAAACCCAAUGCAGCUCAGGCUCACAAUUAUGAAAAUAUUGACAAUUUGAUUCAUACUCCUGUGCAGUCUGGAUUGGCAACGUUACCGAGAAAUAAGAAAGGCGCUAGACCAAGUGCUGGUAAUCAUUCCAGACAGGGAUCUAUGACUGGAGAUAAUUCAAGACAAUAUUCUGCUUCUCAUAGUCGUCAAAGCUCUACAAACACCUUGACAGAAUCCUGCCACAGCAGGCAAAGUUCAUCUAACACUUUGACGGAACAUUCCCGCCAAAAUUCCAUGGUCAGUGAACAUUCGGACAUGCAUUCCAUGACCUCAAGUGGUCAGAUCUCAGAGGCCAGUUCACGUCAGAGUUCCACUGUCAGUCAGCAUUCCGACAUCAUCAGCCAAGUCAACAGCAACCACAUUUAUCAGAUGUCAUCUGCACAGUAUCAAAGACAGAAGUCAGCACCAGUUAUCAUGAGCAACACUCAGAAUGUCAAACCAGGAGAGCCUCUAAAGAAAGAGAAACCACCAAAACCAGCCAAACCAGAAAAGAAACCGGGAGUUUUGAAGAAGAAAAACAAUGUUCCACAACAGGACCAGCAUGGUCCACCUUUGCCUGACAAGAAGAAAUCUCUUUCACCCGACUCAAAUGAAUACAUUGAUAGGAAAAUGGUGGAGAGUGUACUGAAGUACCAGACCAAGUUGUCUCGCCAAGGCUCAACCAACAGCAACAUGAGCCAAACCAGUCAGAGCAGCAACACAAGUUUUGAGUCCGACAACUCCAGCAUCAAAAACUCCUCAGAAACCCAGUUUGACAAUUUGUCCCUGGAAUCUCAUAGAGAUUCUGGUUAUGGAAGCAGUGACAGGAACAGUUCUAGUUCCACAGGAAGUUCAACACUGGAUCCAUACACCCAGUAUUUCCUCAACAAGAGCAUGAUUCCUCCAAAGACUUUCAACCCACAGGCCGUGGCUGAAAACAUGAGGAAAUUUAUCGACCCCAACUACCAAGAACCUCAAACAGUGAUGUCUCAAUAUGAGCAUCAUCAUAACUAUAGUGCUAAUAACAAUGGACCUUCAAAUGGACCUAAAGGUGGAGUGUAUAUGAACCACCCAGCAACUUCAGAGAAAGGGAAACCAUUUCAUCCAGUGGUGGAUGGUUUUGGAAAUCCUAUUGAUCAGUCCAGGCAGCUUUAUGACCCCGCCAUCGUUCGUUCACACCAGGGCAAAGAUAUGAAUACACACCCCAAUUAUAAUUACGAUGGUCACUACGGUCAUUCCGGUAACCACCCCUCGUCAGGAAAUUCUAGUUACCACCCUCUGGAAAAGGGACAAGCAAAAGGGCUGGAAGGAGACCAAGCUUCUUUGAGUGAGUUCACCAGCAUUUAUCAGGCCUCAGAAGAUCUCAUGGACCAUUGUGUACUGGCUGAGACCAAUGGGAAUUUCCAAGAGGCCAUCAGGCACUGCUCUCAAGCCAUAGAGUGUCUAAAAAAGGCCAUAAAGAUUCCUAAUCUGCCUUCCCAGUCAUAUACGUAUGGUCAGAAGAAACACAACUCGUGCCUUCUGAAAGUCCGAAGUCUGCAGAAGAAGGCAGCCAUGAUGAGACAGGAAUCUAACUCGUCCAGCACGAGUUCCGAUAGUGCUCGUUCAUCACCUCUCAUUGUCAAUAGUAAAAACUAUGUUGAAGAUGGCUACAAUCGUAACCCAGCUGGCAAACCCUCUGAUCUCUGCAUCAACCAGAAUGUUGCAAUGUUGCAGCAAACAGCUAUCCACUCGCGGUCCAGUUCCCGAGAUUCCGUGGAUAGUGUGAUAGAAAACAAAAACUAUCGUGGAGAGAGACCUAGUAGUGGUAGCUCCACCAACUCACAGAAACAUGUGACUUGUAAUUCUAGUCAAAAUAGCAGAUCGUCAAGUAGUGAUAGGACACUGAAAAGUAAUUCUAACAGUUUAGAUGUGUACGGGACACUUCCAAGAAAAGGGAAAGCAAAUAAUAAGACACAAACCAGCAAUCAGACAAGAAGUGUCAGUGAAAGUCGAAAUACGAGAUCAGUGACUCCUACCCCUUUAGAUAGUAGUUCUACAGACUCUGAAUCUCAAUACCAGAUGCAGAUGCCAGCAAAGGCACAAAUUGUCACAAACGUAGCAGAGAUCAGGCCACUUCACAACAACUCUGGACCAAUGAGAGCCGUACACUCUCAACCCAACAUGUACCUCCACUACAGCACCACAACGUCCAGACCCCCCACAUCAGUCCCCGAGGUUUGUAGUUCCCCCGCUGCUCAGCAGAUGACAGCUAAGACUCAACCAGUGCUGCCACCUAAACCCAACCAGGUCACCGAAAAAACCACCUCCGCAUUUCCUCCCCCUAAAAAGGAAGGGAGUGUUGGGCCGUACCAGAAAACCAUGACCUACAAGGCUGACUGUGCUAAUGUGGCUUGGAAAGAUGUGACAUCAUCAGAACAGCAAUCCUUGCAGGGACACUAUUCUAAAGAGGCAGUACCCUUGUGUUCCACUGGCAGUGCACCCACUCCCCACGGAUCCACCACCGAGGGAUCAUCAGAGGGAAACGAGGCCCGACCGAGUGUGCGAGAUUUGGCCUCUAGAUUCGACGGUGUGACUGUCAACAACAAUCACACCGCGAACUCUCACCCCAUCAGCCAUCCCCCCAACCCCCCUCCUCCACAAGGUCUGGCCAUCAGACACAGGAGCAAGUCCGAGUCUGACUUUCGAAACAUGCAGGAGGAACACCCAAAGUCUGUACUCUCCAAGAAAAAGAAAAGCAGGGGAAGCAAGCCGAGAAAGUCAGUAACUUUCUGUGACAAUAUUGCCCUCAUCUCGGCUGCAGAUCUGGACGAGUUUGGCUUUGUGCGGAAUCCUGAGGAAUUCCAUGCGGGGUAUGUGAGUGACGAGGAAGACAGACUUGGGGGAUUCUCAAGAAGUGCUUUUUCAGACAAUGAUCUUGAGGAGGGGGACAGUUCCGACUCACCGGUCGAGAUUUACUUGGGGGAGGAUCCUUGUAACCUGUGCAGCAAAAGGGGGGUGGUACCUGGUCACACUCUGUGUGCCAAGUGUCAGCUCUACAUGAGGCAAUUCCAGACACAAACGUAGCAACCAAGUGAUGUAGCUUUAAAUGGUUGUCCUGCAAAAUAUUGAUAUUGUUGUGCUAUUUUUUUUUUUGUCUCUUUUGGACAAAAAAUGGUAAAUUAUUGUCAGCAUUUUGUAAAUUGGUAUUUAUAUUCACUGAUGGGGUGAAUUUUUUUUUGUUUAAUUGCAUUAGCUAGUAUACUGCCAAACUUGAAUACUUGCAGCAAUGCUAUCUGUCUCGAUACUUUUUUAUUAUUUGUUUUUUUGAAGAGAUUUUUAGAAAAAUGUAAAUGUCAAAAACAGCAAAUUACCCCAGAAAACUUACUUGAGGACUUGUGAAGGGUAAACUAGUCAGUGUCUUUAAAUGUAUAAAUAUGCAACUAAAACAUUCCGAUUUCUGCUUUAUAAUAUAACACAGUAUGGACAAUAUAGAUUUUUUUAUGCACUAAAAAUCUAAUUGUAGUCCGUCCAUCUGAAUGUUAUUUGUUUCCUGAGAAUAUUUUUUGGUACUAAAAGAAAAAUAAUUUUAGUUUAAAAACUGUUUUUUUAUGAAGAAAACAAAUCAAACUUUGAGAAAAAAAAUUACAAUUCAUUUUUAUCAAUGUUAUAUUCUACAAAUUUUUAUACCUUUUAAGAGUAUAUAUAUUUUAGACAAAAUCAUUUUAUGGCAUUUUUUUGUUUGAUGUUAUCCAAUUUUAAACUGCCAUAUUUUGUUUAAAGAUUUGAUCUCAAGGCCCUGAUUCUGUGAAAAACUUCUCAGAACUGACCAAUAAAAACUAAUAUGCUUCUAUAUAUAGCAAUAGUUAAAAUAUUUCCCACUGUUUUGAGAAAUUUUCAACAGACCAGGUGCUAUUUGUUAAGUUGUGUAUGUAUAUUUUGUACAUAUCAGAUUUGUUGUACAUUAUUCUGUGUAAAUGCUGUCAUAUUCUAAACAUAGGUCAUGCUUCAUUAAAUAUAUUACUGCUUAUCAUAUGAAACAAAACAUAUCAAAAUUUCCAAUAAAAAAUAAAAAUUAUGAAUAAAAAA